Molecule: messenger RNA, 7094 nt
Organism: Hemibagrus wyckioides
Lineage: Eukaryota; Metazoa; Chordata; Actinopteri; Siluriformes; Bagridae
Product: girdin-like
Exons: 32
Coding region: 620-5992 (1790 amino acids)
Biological process (GO): cytoskeleton-dependent intracellular transport; cytoplasmic microtubule organization
Cellular component (GO): cytoplasm; centrosome
Molecular function (GO): dynein light intermediate chain binding; microtubule binding
Source: RefSeq, a predicted model, not a curated record
AGACUGCAGUGUGUGUGCCCUUUGAGGAGCGGCGUCAUGGAAACGCAGGCAGGAAACCAGCGCUGCCAAAAUCCACAUUCCUGGGAUACUCAUUAAAAACUACAAUUUUUUAAAUAAAAGAAACGUGCCGCUGGAAAUAAGGGAAGACUGGAGAGAUACACCUACACACCCGGGGAUCAGUCUCUGGGUCUUUAACCUGCUGGAUCCUUUCUGAUCUAUAGAUUUAAAUUCCUUAUUGUCGGUGGAUCUACUAGAUUUUUGUCUGUAUCUCUCUCUCUUUUUUUUUUACGACUUGCUUUGAAUGGCUCGAGGACGCUUUAAAGCGAGCCGCUGACCAGUGAUGACCACAGGCUUUAAUCACUAUUGAUGAUCUGUUUUAAAUAGCAAUACUGGGGAUAAACAAAGGAGAAGGCGAGGUAGAUAUGCAGAAGCAUUUCUUAUUUCUGUCCUGAUUUCUCACACGAUGACCCCGGGAGGAUCUGCGUCUCGGUUAUUUAUAGGAAAUCGUUCGCUUAGAAUAAAGCAAAUGAAUCCGGUUCCGUUGAAGUAAGCGGUGUGGAGAUCAGUCAGAGAUUCGAGAAAGCCUUGAGAAAACGUGUUUAUUUGGAAGGGGGGGAAAAUGGAGAAAAUGGACAGCGAGGUAUUCACGCCUCAGCUCGAGCAAUUUCUCCUCACUCCUCUGGUGGCAUGGGUGAAAACCGUGGUCCAGCCAAGCCCAGGCGACCACAGCAGCCUUUCUCUGUACAUGGAGUUAGUGGAUGGUUGCUACCUCAAUGAGGUCAUGCUGAGGAUAAAUCCUAAAGCUUCCAGCCAGAGAGUGAACAAGAAAGUGAACAACGAUGCAGUGCUGCGUGUACAGAACCUCUCCAUCCUCAUACGCCACAUCAAGACGUACUAUCAGGAGACCCUGCAGCAGCUGGUGAUGAUGCCUCUGCCCAACGUGCUGGUUCUCGGCAGAACUCCACUCACUGAGCAAGGCCUUGCUGAGGUGAAGAAACUGCUCCUGCUGUUGCUCGGGUGUGCUGUUCAGUGCGAGGAAAAGGAAGAAUACAUCGAGAUGAUCCAGACGCUGGAUUUUGACAUGAAGGCGGCCAUCGCCUCUCACAUUCAGGAGGUCACUCACAAUCAGGAGAAUGUUCUGGACCUGCAGUGGCUGGAGGGAGGAGAAUCUCCACCUGAGGACCUGGACUCGCUUUCCAGAAACCUGGCCUUUCAUCUCAGACGCCUGGUGGACGAGAGAGACGAGCAGCUGGAGACGAUCGUGGAGCUGACCCAGGAGAGAGACUGUGGUCAGUGCACCGCUCCUCCUCCUCCUCCGCCCAGUGCCCAGUCUCCCAGCGACUCUCCCAGCAUGCGGCGCACCGAGAGCAGGCAGCACCUCAGCGUGGAGCUAGCAGACGCCAAGGCCAAGAUCAGACGCCUCCGCCAGGAGCUAGAAGAGAAAAGCGAGCAGUUGCUGGACUGCAGACAGGAGCUGGAGAACCUGGAGAAAGAGCUGAAGAGAAUCCAGCAGGAGAACCUGCAGCUGCUGUCUGAAGCGCGCUCGGCGAGGGCGUACCGCGACGAGCUGGACGCUCUGAGGGAGAAGGCCAUCCGAGUGGACAAGCUGGAGAGCGAAGUGAGCCGUUACAAAGAACGACUCCACGACAUUGAGUUUUACAAAGCCAGAGUCGAGGAGCUGAAAGAGGACAAUCAGAUCCUGCUGGAGACCAAGAGCAUGUUGGAGGACCAGCUGGAAGGCUCCAGAGCUCGUUCAGAUAAACUACACGAGCUGGAGAAGGAGAAUCUGCAGUUCAAAGCCAAAAUCCACGACAUGGAGAUGGAGCGAGACAUGGACAGGAAGCGUAUCGAGGAGCUGCUGGAGGAGAACCUGACCCUGGAGAUGGCUCAGAAGCAGAGCAUGGACGAGUCUCUGCACCUGGGAUGGGAGCUGGAGCAGCUUUCCAAAACCACACCCGAGGUCACCGAGGUUCCUCAGAAGUCUCUGGGCCACGAGGUGAAUGAACUGACCUCCAGUCGCCUCCUGAAGCUGGAGAUGGAGAACCAGGCGCUGCUGAAGACGGUGGAGGAGCUGAAGGGGCGCGGCCAGGCAGAGACACGCCUCCUGAAGGCUGAAAAGGAGAACCAGAGACUCAGCCAGAAGCUGGAGCAGCUGGAGAAUGAGGCGCAGUCGGACAGGGAGAGUCUGCGCAGUGCCGAGAACCUGAGCUCGGACCUGAUGAAGGAGAAAGCUCAGCUGCAGAAAACGAUGGAGACUCUGAAGGAGAACCUGGAGAGACAGGUGAAGGGGCUUGAGCAGGAGAACCAGCACUUGAACCAGACUGUCACGUCCCUCAGGCAGCGCUCUCAGGUCAGCGCCGAAGCCAGGGUCAAAGACAUAGAGAAGGAGAAUCGCGUCCUCCACGAGUCUAUCAAAGAGACCAGCGGGAAGCUCAACAAGCUCGAGUUCGAGCGCAAGCAGCUCCGUAAAGACCUGGCGUUCUACCAGGAGAAAGGCGAGAAGGCGGAGGAGCUGGAGACGGAGGUCCAGCGCUUGGAGUGUGAGAACGAGGGCCUGCAGAAACGUGUAGCGAGUCUGGGGAUCACCUGCGAGAAGGUGGACGCCUUGGAAAAGGAGAACGCUGAACUGGAGGCAGAGAGCAGAAGGUUGAAGAAGAAGAUUGAUGGGUUGAGGAACGCAUCCCUGCAGCUGGAAGCGUUGGAGAAGGAGAACACCCAGCUGGAGGAGGAGAACCUGGAACUGAGGCGUACAGCCGAGAGCCUGAGAUCCGCAGGAGCCAAAGCCUCUCGUCUGGAGCAGGAGAACCGAGAGCUGGAAAGCGAGAAGAAUCAGAUGCAAAGAAACCUGGAGCUGCUGAAAGCUUCAUCCAAGAAAACCGAACGCCUGGAGCUCAGCAACCAAGGUCUGGACUCAGAGAACCAGCGGCUCCAGAAGGCCCUGGAGAACAGUGGGCGAAAAAUCCAACAGCUGGAAGGAGAGCUUCGAGACCUGGAGACCGAGAACCAGAGCCUGCAGAGGAGCCUGGAGGAGCUGAAGAUCUCCAGCAAGCGUCUGGAGCAGCUGGAACAAGAGAACAAAGUGCUGGAGCAGGAGAGCUCACAGCUGGAGAAAGACAAGAAGCAGCUGGAGAAGGAGAACAAGCGGCUGAGGCAGCAGGCUGAGAUCAGAGACUCCAAACUGGACGAGGACGGUCAGAGGAUCUCGCAGCUGGAGAAGGAAAACCGUGCGAUGAGCAAGGAAGUGAGCAGCCUGCACGAUUCCUACAACCGUGUCAAAGAUCUCGAGAGGGACAACAAGGAGCUGGUGAAGCAGGCCACCAUCGACAAGAAGACACUGGCCACACUCAGAGAGGAGCUGGUGAGCGAGAAACUGAAGAGUCAGCAGACGAAUAACGACCUGGAGAAACUGACUCACGAGCUGGAGAAGAUGGGCCUGAAUAAAGAAGGACUGCUGCAUGAUGAACAGAGCUCUGCUGCAAGGUUCAAGCUGCUGGAGUCGAGGCUGGAGUCCACGCUGAAGUCGUCUCUGGAGAUUAAAGAGGAGAAGAUCGCCGCCCUGGAGGCCAGACUGCAGGAGUCGUCCAACCUGAACCAGCAGCUCCGGCAGGAACUCAAAACAGUGAAGAAGAACUACGAGGCUCUUCGUCAGAGGGAAGAGGAGGAGCGCAUGGUGCACAGCUCGCCCUCUAGAGGAGGGGAGGACUCGCAGAGCGUCAGUAAGUGGGAGAAGGAGAGUCACGAAGCCACUCGAGAGCUGCUGAAGGUUAAAGAUCGACUCAUAGAGGUGGAGAGGAACAAUGCCACUCUUCAGGCGGAGAAGCAGGCGCUGCGUACGCAGCUGAAGCAGCUGGAGACUCAGAGCAGUAACCUCCAGGCUCAGAUCCUGGCUCUACAGAGGCAGGCUGCCUCGCUGCAGGAGAACAACACCACACUGCAGACUCAGAACGCUAAACUCCAGGUGGAGAACUCGACGCUGAACUCUCAGAGCGCGGCGCUAGUAGCCCAGAACGCUCAGCUGCAGAGCCAGCAGUGUAGCGCCGAGAGCGAGCGGGACGGCGCGGUGCGGGAACGCGAGGACCUGCGGUCCACCUACGAGCUGCUGCUCAGGGACCACGAGAAGCUCGCGGCUCUGCACGAGCGCCAGGCGGCCGAGUACGAAGCUCUGAUCGGAAAACACGGGGGUCUGAAGAGCGCACACAAGAACCUGGAAGUGCAGCACCGAGACCUGGAGGACAGAUACAACCAGCUGCUGAAGCAGAAGGCACAGCUGGAGGAGCUGGAGAAGGUUUUGAAAGCCGAGCAGGAGAAGAUGUUGUCGGAGAACCAGAGGCACCAGGCCACAGCGGCCGAGUAUCACAAACUGAAAGAGGAAAACGACAAGUUGAACACUACAUACCAACAGCUGCUGAGAGAUAACGAGGGCCUGCAAGCUGACCACAAGAACCUGAAGAGCCAGCUGAAUGCCGCUAAACUGGAGCAGACGCGCCUGGAGGCCGAGUUCUCCAAGCUGAAGGAGCAGUACCAACAGCUGGAUAUCACCUCCACUAAACUCACCAACCAGUGUGAGUUGCUGAGCCAGCUGAAAGGGAAUCUGGAGGAGGAGAACCGACACCUGCUGGACCAGAUCCAGACCCUGAUGCUGCAGAACCGGACCCUGCUGGAGCAGACCAUGGAGAGCAAAGACCUCUUCCACGUGGAGCAGAGACAGUACAUAGACAAACUAAACGAGCUGAGGAGACAGAAGGAGAAGUUAGAGGAGAAGAUCAUGGAUCAGUACAAAUUCUACGACCCCUCACCCCCCAGGAGAAGGGGAAACUGGAUCACGCUGAAGAUGAAGAAGCUGAUCAAGCCCAAGAGCCGCGAGCGGAUGCGGUCCCUCACCCUCACGCCGUGCCGCUCCGAGUCCAGCGAUGGCUUCCUGGCGGCUCCUCACGACAGUCAGGACAGCUCGUCCAUGGGCUCCGGGUCACUCGAUGACCCUCUGAGUCAGAAGAGAAGCGGCAGGAGGAGAGCACAGCACAGCAAUGUGCAAGGUUCCUCCAAUGCACUGAAAAAGCUGCCCUUUAUGAGGAACAGGUCCAAGGACAAAGACAAAGUGAAGGCCAUCUACCGCCGCUCCAUGUCGAUGAAUGAUCUGCUGCAGUCCAUGGCUCUGGCCGGCGCCGGUCAGUGGAGCGGCAGUACGGAUCACCUGGAGGCCCCUGAGGACCCGGCAUGUGCAGGAGGGAGCCAGAGAAUGAAGGAGCUAGCGUACUCCACCACCGCCAUCGACUACUCCACCCUCAGCAACAAGCACAAAGAUAACAUCUCCUGUGAGGACGUCACUCCGACCUCUUCAGACGAGCAAAGUGCCGUCCGGAGCCAAGGUGCGGUGAAUGGCAGCGUGAGCAGACCACACAGUGAGAGCAGUGGAGAGUUCAGCCUCAGUCUGGAUGCAGAGGUUUGGUCAAGCGAGAGCAGUCCAGUGCAGAGAACAUCUCAACACAGCCAGAGGAGGAGGAGCAGCUCUCACGCCAACGAGUCUGGCAGCCAGGACAACCUGAGCUCCGAGUCUCCACGUCUAACCAGAGCGUCCGAUCCCGUGCAGAAGGAGCGCACCAAGGGGCGGGGAAUCCUGCGGUCUGCCAGCGGAAAGGCCGCGCCCACUGAGCCCAAAGCGGGCCGACCGAGUCUGCGUAAGGCCGAGAGCACUCGUGUGAAAGGCUCCGGUCAGCCCAGGUUAGGCCUGAGCACUCAGGCAAAAGCAACCUCUGUGUGCGAGCGCCUGGACGCCUCGGCCUCUUCCGCCGGACUUCCUCGAGCCAGCAGCGUCAUCUCCACGGCCGAGGGCAGCACGCGCCGCUCCAGCGUCCAUGACAUGCUGGCCAAGGACGCACGCGAGCCGGUCUCCGUGGAUCCGUCGCCCUCGAAGAGUCAGGCCGCAUCCAAUGUGGAAACGUCACGCCAGCGCAGGAAAUCGAAAAGCCGAUCCGGAGAACAGCAAACCUCUUAAAGCGUUAGAGUUUUACCCCCGAGCCCGGAUGGGGGCGAGUGUCCGGUGCAGGGAGUGGGGGGGAGGGGUGAACCGGAACAGAUUUUUGCUUCAGAGACAGUGGAGCUCAGAGGGUUUGAUGAUGGAUCCUGGUCUGCAUGGUUCACUGAGGGUGGUGCUGACGUUCUCCAUCACAUUCCCUGGGGUUUUUUGUUCUCCCACCUCCUCUUUCUUCCUGUUCUUCAGUGCUGCAUGCUGGGGCUGGAAGCUCCUGGUGUAAACAUCUCAUCACCUCUUGGUUUUCUUCUGUGCUUCUCUCUCUCUCUCUCUCUCUCUUCACCGCUUCCUCACAGAACUUGUUUUUAAAAAAGAGGAGAUCUCCAUCGACAUGAAGAUGCUUCUGUAUUUAAACCAAUGGUGUUUUUCCUUGAAUCAAGGAAGUGUCCGAGUUUUAGAAGAAGUGCUGCGUGUCUCUCAAUCAUCCGCCCGUGGACUUUUCUUUCUCUCACGCCUGGAAGCGACGCCGAGUCCGAGUCCGAGUCCAGGCACAAUCCAGUCACAUCGAGCAUGCACCGAAUCCUGAGUGGACGAGAGAAACUCAAAGCACAAGGACAGAAAAGAUCGAGUGUGUGUGUGUGUGUGUGUAGGACUACUGACAACAUUCAGACCUGCCAUUAACUUUCCUUUUCAACUUUUACAUAAAUGCAUUUUGAUGUGAGAAAACUCAAGAGUGUGUUACUUUAAAAACCACAUGUUCACACACACACACACCUUUAACACACUUCAAGCACUGUAAACGAACGUUCCCAUAUAGAGCCGCUUGACUGCCGGCGUUUUCCUCGCCUCUACCUUCAUUUUCCUCAGAACACACCGCUAGCUUUAGGUUUAUUUUUAAUACACGGACUCAAGAAGAUUAGAAAAGGAGACGAUUAUAUUAAAAAUAAUAUUUCGUUCGUUCUUCCUCGUUCCACAGCGCUUUCGUCUGUUUCUCUAUUCUCAUUCAUUAGUUUUCUACAGCAGCAUGUCCCCAAGUCUGUUAUUCCUCUUAUUACAACAGAGACUCUCCAAUGACUUUUUUUGAAAUUAAAGUUUUUAUAUCCGUUUAUUUCAUUUUUAUCCGUAU